Messenger RNA from Selaginella moellendorffii, 1289 nucleotides. RefSeq lists its product as uncharacterized. Bases 538 to 915 code for a protein of 125 amino acids. The transcript is spliced from 5 exons. Gene Ontology annotation, molecular function: protein binding. The record is from RefSeq and is a predicted model, not a curated record. Lineage: Eukaryota; Viridiplantae; Streptophyta; Lycopodiopsida; Selaginellales; Selaginellaceae.
CUGUGUUGUGUUAGCUGCGGCGCGAGCAAGAUUAGAGCGCGCUCCCACCGCUACGAAGAAAUUCUCCUCCUCCAUCGCUUCGCGCCCCUCUUCGCUGUGGAGACUUUCUUUCUCGGAGGUGAGCGAUCUGCCAGUGUGCCGCAUUUUGCCUCCCUUCCCCGUCCCGCGAAUCUGAGCGUCGCGCGGAUGAAUUUCUUGGCCCUGCAUUCUCGAUUCUCCAGCGUUUGCUGCGGCGGAGCUUCUAAUCGAGAAAUUCGUGGCUUUCUUUUCUUGGUGAGCUAAUCGCGUUGCUGGAAUUUAGGGUGCUCGCGUCCAGCGCAAGAACACGCUGCCUCUGGCUUGGAAGCCGCCAUAGUUUGGCUUGGAAGGUACUCCAUCGAGCAAGAAUUCUUCCCCCUCCUCUCUUUCUAUCUCUUCAAAGCAUGAUGAGGAGAUGAGGAAGAUCAUCGCCAUGCUGCUUCAUUCCAAGAGCUGAGCUUCAUCUUCUUCGUUCUUCCCGACGACCACCACUGUCGGAAGCGUCGUCCCCGACCAAAGAUGACCUCGGGAUCUUCUCCGGAGCCGCUCGACUUUUUCAUCUGGACACCGGAGGACGUUGGCGUUUGGCUCGAAGAGAUCGGGCUCGGGAGUUACAGGGAGACGUUCAAGCAAAAUGGAGUGAACGGCGAGUAUCUCGAUAACUUAUCCUCGUUCACUACGGAACAAAUCCUUCGGUUCAUCCGGCGGUGUCAUAUGAAAUGGGGGGACUUCAUCACGCUAUGUAAAGAGCUGCGCAACAUCAAAGUGGCGUGCUUGCGAGGAGAACAGGAGGUUAGAACCCCGUGGUGGGCGCCCUCGUGUUUUACAAGCGUUUUCACGAGGCUAGCAAAGCACAACAGGCAAUCCCGUGUUGUUUCCUUGAGAUUCGAUCCAUGAAACAUAGUUUACCGGGUGCAUGAUUUAAGGUGUAGCGUUGUAAGACUGAAAUCUCUCCUUGCAGCCAUCUCCCGGCUGCGAUCCAAGCUUCAAGAGGCUGAGUGAGAGGUUGGAGAGGUUGCCUCGUCAAGUCUCGAAGCUGGCAUGGUCUAAAAUUCCUCCCCCAGCAGAGACGAUUGUCAAUGACUGAUAAAGACAUCACGAUCGACACGAUGCCAAGAAAGAGAAGAAGAGCCAAUCUCAAAGUUCAGUGGAUAAACUUAUCCAAAGACGACACUGUUGAUCCGUACGUCAAAACCGGUCGAAUAAUCAGACCCGGCUGGACAAAAUGGAAACCAUGGUUUUAAAUAGGAAGAUCAACGAAAUCUCUACAA